Closterium sp. Yama58-4 is the source of this 861-nucleotide messenger RNA. NCBI's taxonomy places the organism in Eukaryota, Viridiplantae, Streptophyta, Zygnematophyceae, Desmidiales, Closteriaceae. The record is from the annotation of a GenBank genome assembly.
AUGUGCGUUGACAGGAUUCUCGCAUCGGAGCUGAACUGUGUCUACCCCGAGCUUUCACGAACGGUGGUCGAGUCCCGAAUUGGCUCCAUCCCCUAUCGCGCACUCGAUAUCCAAUACGAGAUACCACGACAGCCCGAGAAGAGUCUCGACUGUGGUGUUAACGCGGGCAUGUACCUCCAUUUGCAUGUUACCACCAACUUCCAACACCUCGGAGGUCCAAUCGUAUUCACCACUGCACCCCUGCGUUACCGUCGCGACUGGCGGGCUGACAUGUGCGCCCACAUAUCUGGCAAUUUGCUAUCUGCCCUUCAAACAGCUGGCCUCACCCUUCCCCCACAGAAGCUCUCCCGUGCAGUUGCCGUGCCAACCAGUGGAGACGUGUCGGAGAUGAGCGGUGUCGUCCGGGAGACAAGCUCCGACGUGCAGACCCUGAAGAAGGAAGUCGCCGCUCUGUGCGCAGAUUAUGCCGAGCUGCAGUCGAAGUUCACCAGCGUGAGCCAGCAGCUGUUUGAGCGCGUCGGGGCAAUGGAGAAGGCUCGGGACACAACGAAGAACUUAGAGGGCCAGUUGGGUGCGCCAGGCCCCGGUGACGUGGCAUCUCCAUCCAAGCGGGUGGACUCUAGUUCCGACCCGGGGCUCAGAGACACCGCGGCCUCCCCCCUUGCAGGAUUUCGGCAGGCAUCGCGGAUUGGGGCUGACCAAGACGCAGCGCCGCCGCAGCAGCACCACCGUGAGCCACAGUACGCACCUGCAUCGCCGUCACCCGCCCCCGCUCCUGCACAGCCUCAUCAGCCUCGCGUACCAACAGGGCAGGACGCGGCAUACUAUCAUCCGGGCACAUCCCGCCCUGCCCCGCCGUAG